Setaria italica (foxtail millet) is the source of this 830-nucleotide messenger RNA. RefSeq lists its product as uncharacterized. Gene Ontology annotation, cellular component: dehydrodolichyl diphosphate synthase complex; endoplasmic reticulum membrane. The transcript has 5 exons. The record is from RefSeq and is a predicted model, not a curated record. Gene Ontology annotation, molecular function: ditrans,polycis-polyprenyl diphosphate synthase [(2E,6E)-farnesyl diphosphate specific] activity. The coding region runs from base 136 to 633 and encodes 165 amino acids. NCBI's taxonomy places the organism in Eukaryota, Viridiplantae, Streptophyta, Magnoliopsida, Poales, Poaceae.
CCAUCCUUUUCCCUUGCACCAGUGUCUUCCGUUCUCUUUUGUUCCCUGUGUUGUUUGUUAGCUUCUCGUUGUGCUUAAGUGUAUCUGUAAUCCAGUGUUGAGAAAGCAAGUAGAAAGGGUGCAGGGAAAGGUUCAAUGUAUUUCGCCAGGAUUUGUUGUUCACAUAUCUUGUCUGGUUGGGUGGAGGCAUUUGUGGCCAGUCAGGCCCCCAUCUACAUGAAUCAGGCUCCUCCACAUAUGUCUAGACCAUCUAUUAUUCUCAAGCUCAUUUUGGGGCUGAUCUGGGGCAUCAUCCACUUGGCAAUCAGCCUUUUGAAUUUAUGGUCUCUUCUGAUUUAUAAUCUAGAAUGCUAUAUUAUUUCGUCUGGGUUGUUGCGGAAGUAUCGGUACCUCCACCUGGAUCGACUGAAGUACUUGGCUAUUGUGGUGGAUAGCAAAGAAGCUAAAAAUACCGUGAAGAUCAGGCAGCUAUUGUGCUGGCUCUCAACUAUGGGUGUGAAGUAUAUAUGUCUCUACGACAUUGAGGGAGUCCUGAAGAAAUCAUUUAAACCGGCUAUGGAGGAUUCAAGAGAUAGGAAGGCAGGAGAAUAUCUGGUAAAUGAGAGUUGGUACUGUUGUAACGAAGACCAGUAGCAGUUUACUCCCUCCACCAUUUUUCUGCUACUGAGUAUACUACUAAGUUCAUCGCCACACCCCGACUCUGUAUUUCCCUUGUACAAGAUCGGAAGUGUCACUGACGGAAUAUACGGGAUCAUAUCCCUUUGUAAAAGUCGCAUCAACAGUACUGAUUAAUGAACCUGCCCUCGACUAAGGAUGGCGGAUCGGUUUCA